Molecule: messenger RNA, 3670 nt
Organism: Closterium sp. NIES-67
Lineage: Eukaryota; Viridiplantae; Streptophyta; Zygnematophyceae; Desmidiales; Closteriaceae
Source: the annotation of a GenBank genome assembly
CUUCUUUUUACCACCGCGAUCCUCGGCUUUGGAGUCUGGACGGAGGUCCGUCUUACUAGAAGCUAGAACUGGUAGGAGCGCUUGCGUGAAAGGCGGACGGAGCGGUAGUGAUAUCCCUGCUGCGUAUAAGAACCGACAGUGUUCUAUAUAUUAGGCCUUCGUCGGCUUUCCCUGGUGUGUUUCAGCUCACGGUUAGACGGAUUGGUCUCUUGCUAUCUGACCCGUCGCCUAACUCAUACAGCUCAGGGAAGCAAGGGGAGCUAUUUGCGACGUAGGAAGCCGCAGCAGCGUGCUAAUGUGCCGAGGGCUGCAGAGACCCUGAACUGCAGCCACGUGGCACUGGGGCUAACCAUAUGACUUCUCGCGUAGGCGUACCUCGUCAACCGACCGUAACUGAUCUCCGCAGUUCGCAGUUCCGUCGACGCUUCGGCGGACGCAGCACCGCCAGAUGACAGGGCGUAUCCUGCUGUAACAGGAGCGAUUCGCUAUCUGUCGUAACUUAUCCAGCUCGCCAUUAACCUACCCAAGGGCCCUCCGUUUUCGAAUAAUCUCUCCGGGGUCUCUUAUUCCCCCAGAAGCGUCUCGGGGGUCACUCGCUAGAGGUCCUAAUCCUCGUCUUAAAGCCCAUGGCGGAGGUAGUAGAGCAAUUCCACUGAAAGGCCCCGGCUCCAGGAGGUGUUUUGUAAAUCGACUAAGUCCUGUAUCCUCCUUACAGAGCGUUCCGAUAGUCAUGGCGAGGCUAGUAGAGCAAUUCCACUGAAAGCCCGCAGGUUCCAGGAGGUGUAUUUUCUCCUCAGACUCGAUUCCGUAUCCUCGUUACAGAGCCUUCCGAUAGUAUACGGGCCGUGAUGGCGAGGCUAGUAGAGAUAUUCCACAGAGGGGUUCCGAGUAGUAGGAGAAGCGUUUUGUAAAUCGGCUAAGUCCUACAUCCUCGUUACAGAACGUUCCGAUAGUCAUGGCGAGGCUAGUAGAGUUAUUCCACAGAGGGGUUCCGAGUAGUAGGAGAGCCGGCGCGAACAGCGAGUGGGGCGCGUACGCGCUGGGUGCGGUAGACGACGAGGAGGGAACCGUCGCCAUGAUGGACGGCGACGUCGACGAAACUGUUGGCGAAAAGAGUAACAGCGGUGGGGGAAAGCGUCAACGACAGCAGCAGCAGCAGCUAUUGUGGCCGCCGCAGUCGCAGCCGCACCAGACGCUGCUUCCGCAGGUGGUGCUUCCCGCGAGCCUAGACGCAGCGGGAAACGCGGCGGGAAAUGCGGGUAGAGGUGCACCGCAGCAGCAAGUGCAGGCAGACGGAAUGCAGCAACAACAGCUUCAGGGGCAGCUGCAGGCGCAGCAGCAGCAGCAGCAGCAAUGGCACCAGCAACAGCAGCAGCGAAACCAGCAAGAUGAUUUAUUCACCUUCAGAGCCACCGCCGCGUCUCCCGCCGUGCAAUCGGAAGCCAUGGAGUGCUACUCGCCCACUAAGCUUAUCCGCACUAAGUCCCUUUCCUUCCACCCCGCCUCCACCACUUUUAACCCCCUCCCCUUCCGCGACCUAACCCUCCCCGCCUACUCCCUCAUCUCCUCCCCGCAUUCCCCCUCGCGCUCUCCCCCGCGCGAGGUCUCCCCCUCGUCCGCGGAACCCAUGUCCGCGGACGCCUUCUCCGCCGCGCCCUUCGGUUCCCCCUACCCUUCUUCCGCCUCCGCAAGCGCGACCUUCCCCGCGAGCUCCCCCCCGUCCCCCUUCCCCCCGCCGUCGUGCGCCGGCGCAUGCUUCUUCCCCGCGGGGGGGCUUCCACCUCCGCCUCAUCCGCCUACGUCUCCGCUUCCGCCUCCUGUUCCGCUUCCGCCGCCGCGGCAGGUGGAUUGCAGGCGCAUGAACCCGCCGCUGGGGCGGUUUAUCUCGCGCCUGUGCGGGUUUCAGUCGGGGAUCAUGCAGCGGCGGCAGCACGUGUUCGUGAUGCACCACGGGGAGCGCGCGGACGCCGCGGACCCGCUCUGGGCGCGGAGAGAAGGGGCGGAGCGGCCGUGGGAUCCGCCACUGUCGGAAUGGGGGAAAUAUCAGGCUUAUGAGGUGGGCAUGCGGUUGAGGCAGGAGGGGUGGGGCGUGACGCGCAUAGUGUGUGCGCCGUACCUUCGCUGCGUGGAAACAGCCCUCGAGCUCCUGCUUGCACUCACCGAUUCGCAACCACCACCCUCUGCUGCUGCUGCGGCUGCUGCUGCUGCUGCUGCCGAUGGUGCUGCUGCUGGUUGUAGCACUGCCGUUGCAACUGCUGCUGCUGCUGCUGCUGCUGAUAGUCCUGCUGGUAGCAUCGGUGCGAGUAGCAACAGCAAUAGCAGCAGCAGGAGCAGCAUGGUACCUGGGGGCAGCAGCUUCCUCUCGUCCUUCUUCUCCUCGCGGUUUCGCCGCAGCAAUCUCAGCGGCCGGCAUGCUGGUUCAGACACUGGUGCUGGCAGUGGUGGCGCUUUAAGCUCUGCGUCUGCCCGCCAGCAGCACCUUAUGAGGCGAAGACAGCAGUCAUCCCUCAAGCCCCAGCCGAGCCUGGCCCUUCCCCCGGACCGGAAGCGCAAGUUCGGCAUGUGGGAUGGGGGGGGCCAGGGAGGGGGAGAGGUGAAGGUGACAGUGCAGUAUGGGCUGCAUGAGGUCGUGCGGCAGGUGGGAGGGGAGGAGGGGGCGGCAGCUGCAGCAGCAGAGCUUUUCUCACAGGCUGGAAUAAUGAGGGCAGGGUUUGGUGAUGCUCCUACCGCUGACACUACCAAUGCUACAACCACCAACACCACAACCACCAACACCACAACCACCAACACUACAACCAUUGCUAACUUCGCAUCUGCUGCCAUUAACAACGCUGCCACCACCAUUAGUGCCAACACUGCCAGCAGCGCUGCUGCCUCGCUGGCGCCUCGCGAUUGGCUGGAAGCCAUGUUUCCUCCGGGCUCUGUGGAGAGGAUCUUGCCAGGUGUCACUGGGAUGGCAGCUGCUGCUGGUGCUAGUGGUGCUGACGUGGCGCUGCCAGGCUGGCCUGAGGACGUGGAGGAAGCAGCAUUACGGCUGCUUCGAUCGAUUGACCAAGUGGCGGAGCAGUGGCAGGAUGAGAACAUAAUCGUUGUCAGCCAUUCUGAUGCCGUGCAUGCAUCCAUCCUCCGAUGCCGAAAGCAUGCUACUGUUCACAACAUCUUGACAGCAGGAUACGUGCACACGCAGAGGAAUGUGUAUCGGGACCAGGAGGACGAGGAGGAGAGAGGGGUCGGCCAAUGGCAGCUCGCUUCUCGCUCUGGGAGCACAGGGAUAUUUUACAACUAGUCUGCUCUCCUUCAUACUCGCACGAUGCACGUGUGCUUGUAAUGGCUGAAGAUAUGCGCACACACAAAGGAAUAUGUAUCGGGACCAGGAGGAGGGGGUGGAGAGGUCUGGGCCAAUGGCAGCUCACUUUUUGCUCAGGGAGAGCACAUGGCUCGCCGCAAACUAGGCUCUAGCUUUACUACAGUGCGGGUAGUAUUUGCAGCAUGCGAGUACUAGCAUAAAAAAAGUAGCGAGCAUUAAAUUAUAGGGGGGUUCAAAGCAUUCAGUGCCCUCCAAACUCAGGGUAACAUUGACGUUCGUUAAGGAACAGUUCUACAAGGGUGAAUAUGUUGCUAUAUGUUAACCAUAAAACACUUUCGAGUGAGGUGGAAAGAUUUUUAUUUU